AUGGCCAAGUUCGAUUUGAUUAUCACUAAUGGGAAGGUCGUCAGCGCCUCCGAUAUCAGUGCUUGCUGUAUCGGAGUCAAAGAUGGCAAAGUCCGAACACUGAUAGACUCUUUUGACCCAGAGGAGAUGGAAGGAGCUCGAGUCAUAGAUGCCCAAGGCGCCUAUGUCAUGCCAGGAGGUAUCGACGCUCAUGUGCAUCUGUCUCAAGAUCUGAAAACAGGUCCUCAUGGUCUGGGAGGUGAAUGUUCCGAUAAUUUCGAGACUGGAUCUAAAAGUGCUGCUGCCGGUGGUACUACGACCAUCAUUACUUUCGCAACCCAAACUCGUGCAGAAGAAGACAGAAGUCUUAUCAAUGUUGUGAAAGCAUAUAAUGCCCGUGCGGAGGCGACUGGCAGCUAUGUUGAUUAUGGUUUCCACAUAAUAAUUGUGAGAAAUGAUGCUGAUGUGCUGGAAGAGGAGAUGCCUGUUCUGAUGAAGGACUGGGGUAUCAGUAGCUGCAAGCUGUUCUUGACUUAUGAAACACAGCGUAUGACUGACUCACAACUUUUGGAUGUCAUGUUUGCUGCUAAAAAGAAUUCUAUGACCACGAUGAUCCAUGCCGAGAAUGGGGAUAUGAUUCAAUGGUUGACAGAAAAACUUGAAAGCAAAGGGAUGGUCGCACCGUAUUACCACGCACUAUCCCGUCCUGCCCUCGUUGAGGGGGAGGCAACUAAUCGAGCAAUUGCUUUAGCUCAAUUGAUCCAGAACCCAAUCCUCUUUGUUCAUGUUGGAUCUGCACUCGGAGCCGCAAAUGUUCGCCGAGCACAAACCAUGGGACUUCCCGUCUAUGCAGAGACAUGUCCUCAAUAUUUCCACUUGACAUGGGAAGACUUGAAACGAUUUCAUUCUCCUACUUGCUUUGAGAACAGCAAGAUGAUCUGUUCUCCACCACCACCGCCGGACACAUCUGAUCAAGAAGAACUUUUUGUGGGCCUUGAAAAUGGCACAUUCACCAUCUAUUCUUCUGACCAUUGUCCAUUCCGUUACGAUCAUCCCAAUGGCAAACCCUCUGGUGUCCUUGAAGACGCAGCGAGUAUGGAGGGUGAGCAUCAUUGCACUGGCAAAGAGCUACAAGAUCUCCUUGAGCGUAAGCAAGGAGCAUUCAGACUGAUUCCAAAUGGGAUCCCGGGAGUUGAGACUAGACUGCCACUAUUGUAUACCGGAGCGUUAUCUACUGGGCGGAUUACUCCACAAAAAUUUGUAGAGCUGACAUCGACAAAUCCUGCGAAGCUGUAUGGACUAUAUCCUAAGAAGGGGGCAAUUAUGCCUGGCUCAGACGCCGAUUUUGUUAUUUGGCACCCAGAGGAAGUCUUUCAAAGCUUGAAAUUGACAAACGAUAUGCUUCACCAUAAUGUUGACUAUACACCUUAUGAAGGCAUGGAAUUUUCCAAUUGGCCACGAUAUACUAUUCUCCGAGGCCAGGUUAUUUGGGAAGAUGGUAAAAUCAAAGGCAAAGCAGGAGAUGGUGAGUAUCUUAGACGUGGGCCCAGUCAACUUAGGCGAGGGAUUUCCAAGGCCACGAAGGAUCCUCGCCGUGUGGCAGGUUGGCUGUAUGAGUGA
This is a messenger RNA of Penicillium malachiteum, 1599 nucleotides long. RefSeq lists its product as uncharacterized. The transcript has 12 exons. Bases 1 to 1599 code for a protein of 532 amino acids. Lineage: Eukaryota; Fungi; Ascomycota; Eurotiomycetes; Eurotiales; Aspergillaceae. Gene Ontology annotation, molecular function: hydrolase activity, acting on carbon-nitrogen (but not peptide) bonds. The record is from RefSeq and is a predicted model, not a curated record. Gene Ontology annotation, cellular component: cytoplasm.